Molecule: messenger RNA, 7832 nt
Organism: Suricata suricatta (meerkat)
Lineage: Eukaryota; Metazoa; Chordata; Mammalia; Carnivora; Herpestidae
Gene: PLAGL1
Product: PLAG1 like zinc finger 1
Exons: 7
Coding region: 5337-6728 (463 amino acids)
Molecular function (GO): DNA-binding transcription activator activity, RNA polymerase II-specific
Source: RefSeq, a predicted model, not a curated record
CCCGGGCUCCGCCUGUGCGCGGCCUCCUCGGCGCAGCCAUCCUCGCGGCUGCCGAGGGCGGCAAAGCCCACGGCAUCUGCCAUUUGUCAUUCAGCCCGUCGGUACCGCCCCGAGCCUUGAUUUAGACACGUCUGGGGCGUAUUCUGGCCUCACUCUCCUGGCGGGCGGACGGACCAGCGGACGGGGCGGCUCUCCUCCCAGCCCGGCGGACCGCGGGCCUUGGCGCGCGGGGUGCUUCCCCGGGUCGCCGUCAUGGCCGCGGAGGCGGCGCGCCCGAGCUGCCGCGCCUGAGUUCCGGGGGGCUCUCGACCCUGCAGGGUUGUUCCUGCCUCAUUGAUAAGUCAUCAUUGGCUUUGCUUGCUCUCACGUCUGAUGUGGCCUCUGUUUCAUGUCACAUCUAAAACUUCUCUGUACCUCAGACUUAAAAAGGAACACACCCUAGUGUUUGGUGGAGUGUGCUGCUGACACAGUAGAAUAAGAAGAGGAGCACAACACAUUAUUGUACCACUUUUAGGUAUUUGCAUAGGAAUCAGAGGAGUUAAUCUUGUGAGUAAACUCUCAACAUCUGCACGAGUUUCCUUCCUUCCUUCUUUCUCUAUCCGCCCCAGGAUUCUAAAGCACAGGACUGCCCCCAGGUCACCAGCGCCUUUGCAGAGACCACAGUCCUUUCUGCAACAGGGGGUGGCCUUUUUUUGAAAAACAGUCUGGCUCCAGUUUUAGCAGUUGGGGCUAGCCGAUAGCGCAGAUACACAUGAGUCUAAGAUUCUUGGCGCCUUACGCAGGCACCCCACGAGUCUGAAUCGCCCUGCAUAGCUUCAAGCAUGCAGGAAGUCUUCCUUUUUUAAAUUCCCUGUAACUAACUCAGACUCCAGCCCCCAUUCGGCUAACCUACGGGGAAAUUUCAUCUCCGUCAUUUUUAGGUGUCUCUCCUUCCCCCAUGGGGUGUGUCCUAGAACCCAGAGAUUACCACGGCACCCGGUAGGUGAGGGGCUGGCCUCUGACCUUUUGUGUAGCAUAGCAGUGGUCUCUGCAGCUCUCUGCCUCAGAACUGGGGGCAGAGGCUGGAAACCUUGCCCCCGGUCUGGUCUCUCGAAGCGCAUCCCACACUCCCUGAGGGCUCUGCUCACCGCCCUGGGGAGCAGAGCUGUGCAAGCAACCCCUGGCUGGUGCCGUCAGAUCUCGUCCUCUUUCACAGGCCCUGGAUUGGGGGUUGGUGGUGGAGGGAGAGGGUCUUUUCUCAGCCUCCUCUGUGCCCUCUGCUUCUCCAGUCUCAGGAGUUGGGCAGAAUCUCCUCAUUGGGUUUAGACGUUAACAAAAACAGACUGCCUCUGCCGUCAUCGGGGCUAAAAACAAGGAAUUCCAAAGCCUGCCACCUGUUUUAAACGAGCUAGAAAGAAAAGCUGUUGGGAGGACAAACAAAGCAAAAUUCCAGAGUUGUCUUGCCAUGCUGAUCUGGAGGCUGUAAUGAAGGCAAAACAUCGCCCAAACAGUCUACCUAUGGAAAUUAAGAAAGGAAGCAGAUUUGAGAGACAGUAGUCAGUGAGAAAAAUCAAGCACGACUCCAGAGUUUCUGGCUUCGGAGAGGCCGGGAAGCGACACAGUAAGGAGGCUGACCUGUUGAUCACGUGGAUGCUCACGCCACGUGCUCUGGAUGCAGGUCUCCGCUCCGCUGCCAGCUGGCCAUGUGAGCACAGGCAAAUGAGUGCAACUUCUAAGCCUCGGUUUCCCCAUAAGUCAAAUGGGGCUGAUACCGAAUGCUUAUAUGGUUGUGAGCAUGUUAUGUGAUUAAAAUGGCCAUGACCUUCUGGGCAUCCACUAAAUGUUACUACAUAGUGAUGCCUGUAGCUAAAACCUGUAAUCCUAGAGGCAGAGCCCCUGUUUCAGGGCAGGUGACCCUCAGAGCUGUGAGACAUCCAGGCUGAGAGGUCGUAGAUGCAUUCAUCUGGAAUUGGAAAGCAAGGUCAGGAUUGAGGACAGAUUGGGGAGACCUCUGCCUUCAAGGAGGAGUUGAAACCUUGGGGUAUGAAUGCGGUGGCCCAGGGUGCAGGGAGGUAGAGUGACAGCUGUCAGACCCACAGAUCUGUUCAAACAUGGCUCUGCUAUGUCAUCUUUAAAGUGACUUCAUUGUUUUGAGAUGAAUAUGAAUAUCCCAUUUCGGGUCUUUGCUUCAGAGGUAUAAUCUCACUGUUUGCUCAGUGAAAUAUGAGUUAGUUGUCUGUAAUCUCCCAUAAUGGGUGGGCUCUUUUCUAUCUGGACUUACAGUCUUUAGGAAACACACACACACACACACACACACACACACACACACAGAUACACACACACACCUUUUUUGAAAAGCUUUUCAAAAACAAACCUUGCACAUCUUCAAUCUAGAGGAGCCUUUUGCUGAAAGCUUAAGACAAUUCCCAGUGUUUGGGCUUUGGGCUUUCUUUUCUCAGUGUUUUCCCACUCAAAUCUUCAGAAAUAAAAAAGUCAAUCUAAAGAACUGACCUAAGAAAAACCAGGAGUAGCCAGAAGUGAGUGAGCUUUAACGGGAGGGGAUCCCUUUGUGUCCUGGGGGUCUCAGUGCAGGGCUCAGCAGGCGGAGAAGCCAGGACACUCCGAGAGAAAAGGGCACGUUCUUCAGAGCGGCUCUCUGAGGCAAACGCCUGGAAAGACCUACUGUGCCAGCAGAAGUGCAUUCUAGAAAUCAUACGCUCUACAUUCAGGAAAUUUUACUCUUUGUCAUUGAAACACCUGAGAAAGCAGAUACAAACAAGUCGUUUUCCAAACGAACAUUUUCCCUUUUAUUUAAAACAAUGAACUGUAGUCUGUUUACUGUGUUCCGAUCCCCAUUCCUAGAAAAACUUGACUUUCCUUGUCGCUCUGGAGCCCAGAAACGAGUAUGUGUAGGAGUGUGUCGUGUUACGGGGUCAUUUUCCCCAUAAACUUUAAAUAUAUAUUGAAAUACCAUAUAUUGAAAUACUAUAUAUAUCAUAUGUAUAUGAAAGAUUAAAGCCCUUUUUUCAGAUUUUGAAAUCUGAAUUCUGACCUGAAAAGCAGUCUGCAAGGAGCACCCUGUCAAACUUAGAUGUGUUAUUUUUCCUGUCUCUUCUCUGCUUUAUUAAACUGUCGUCCACCGCGCAUGAUUUGUCCCCAGGGCCACGCACGCCUUCGGGUUCUCUGUUGCAUUGUUAACUAUUUAAGCAUUUCGCUGGGGCUGAGAUGGCAGGUGGGAGAGGCAGAGGAACUUGGCCUCCUCCCCGCCAGAGUUCUCCUCUUUCACUGGUGCUGCUUACAUUGAACAGCUUAAGAAUAAGCUCCUGUGUGAGCCCUCGGAGGCCAAGGAGUAUUGUUGGAUUCAGAAAAGGAAUUGCUUUCUUUUAGUGAUCAUUUGAAUAUUUCGACAAUGAAGCUAAGCCACUCCACUGCCUGGUUUGCGUACCUCAUGUCAUGUGCACCCUCCCUCAGGAAGAAGAGAGCCCUCACCUCUCUGAACUCAUAAAUUGGUAUUGUCCGUUGGUGAGAUGAGUAGGAGCAAAGGAAGAAUCCUCCAGAAGAAUUUUCUUGCCUCACUGUUUUUUUUAAAGCUCUUUAAGCAAAAUUUAAUCCAGGUCUUUGGAGACCACCCAAUUAAAUCACCAUGAUAAAUGGUGGGUAUUUUGCGGAGAUGGUCCAUGAGAUGAUGUGUUGAAGUGUUUAUUACAUGCAAAGUGAGGAAUACAUUUAAAACCAAUUCUCUGGAUGAUUCAAAAAUCCUACUCACCUCUGGUUUUUUGCUGAAUUGUGAUGGGUUAUUUUUUUAAAUUUAGUUGUCUAAAAAUUAUCUUCAUUUUUCCAUUUUUAACUUAAAAGGAAUGUUCUUUUACAAAAUAAACGGACACAGCCUUUUUUAAAAAAUCGAAUUAAGAGAAUAGGCGACCCAGUGGCUAAAUCAUGUAGGUGGGAUAUCACUGACUUGGUUUCAGAGUAGAUUUCCCUUGGUACCAGUUAAGAAAAUCCUAAAAAGCUCUGUCUCUAUGAGAAUUGACUGAUUGGAAUAGUCCUAAACUGGAAGAAGCCAAGUUUUCUAAUUAGUUGGUGAAUAGAGUGGUUUCCGAACGCUCCCCAGAGAUCAGUGGUGCAAAGCUGGCUGUGGCCUUGGCUCUGGAGAACUCGGUGAAAAGGUCAGUUCCCAGUGCCAAGGUGACGUUGUGAUGUUCUGGGCUGCAUUGUUCGGCCUUGGAAUCUGUAUUUUUAAAAGAUUUCUCUGGCAAUUCUAGCGCAUAGCCAAGUUUGGUAACCACUGGAUUGUGUAUUCAAUUCGGAGAGCUCAGCCUUUUCACCCUGCACAUCCGGUGAAUCUAUAUGUUUAUUUGAAGCUUUUGUUGAAAAUGAAUGCCUACUGGUUAUUGCUUUUUUUUCAGCUCACAAUUUGUUUCAGGUUCUGUUAUUGCAUAGAUUUGCAUACCUGUUUUAUGGUAUUCUAAUACUGUUGCUUUAAAAAAAAUACCAUUUCCUCUGUGUGCUCUGUGCUCUUUUGAAUAUUUUAUGUAAACAAUUUCAUGGUUUUCUUUUUUCCCCCUACUUGCAGAAAGUAGGGGAAAACUCCAGGGUUUUUCUAAUCCAAUUGUAAUAUAAAUGCUUAAAGGUCUUCUUGGUCAAGAGGAUAUAAGAUUGAAAGUCCUAUAAGUUACAGCAUUUGAACUCCAUCAUACCUUUAAAAUAGAUCAGAUGAGCUAAAUGUUUAAGACUUUGGCCAUAUGGUAGAUCUGAGACAUUUAAGAAUUAAUGGUUGUGUGCCUGGUGAGGCAUCCUGCUCCAGGAUCUUAAUGUUUAAAAUUGAUCUGUCAAUGAAAAUGCAUGAAAGAGCAGUCAAAAAUCUCUAUCGAUUGUCAGUUGCGUGUGUGUGCUCUUGAAGUCAGGCUCAAGCUGCAACAUGAUGAGGGGAAUGUUUUCCUAGCUUCACUCACUGAAGAUGUGCAAGAUCUCUUGUUACAGGUUUGAAUCGUCAGACUUCUGAGGGGAUUCCAUGACCACCCGGAAGCUGGUGUUUCCUGUCACCGAGUAGACGGCCCGGCGAUCCCGAGCGUGCCCGGCUCCGUGAUGCUCCCGGAACCUCACCGUGCCUCCGACGUUCUCCCAGCCUGAGACUGCGCCUCUAAGUUGGGAUGUGGGAGAGCAGGAAGCAGAGCUCAUGGUAACUGAGAGGCCCAUGUCUGGGUAGACGCUGGGACGCUGGGACCACGCCGCUGCCUCUCCCCUGGUCUGGAGUUCAGGCUGCCGUGGCUCUGCUCACGACCGUCCUUCCAUUUGUGCUUAAAUGGCCCAGCAUUUGGUCCGCGCAUCUGAAAAGGAACGUGUGAGAAGUAAAGCCCAUGGCCACCUAUCCCUGCCAAUUAUGUGGCAAGACGUUCCUCACCCUGGAGAAGUUCACUAUCCACAAUUAUUCCCACUCCAGGGAGCGACCUUACAAGUGCUUGCAGCCAGACUGUGGCAAAGCCUUCAUUUCCAGAUAUAAAUUAAUGAGGCACAUGGCUACCCAUUCGCCCCAGAAAUCUCACCAGUGUGCUCACUGUGAGAAGACGUUCAACCGGAAAGACCACCUGAAAAACCACCUCCAGACGCAUGACCCCAACAAAAUGGCCUUCGGGUGUGAGGAGUGUGGGAAGAAGUACAACACCAUGCUGGGCUACAAGAGGCACCUGGCCCUCCACGCGGCCAGCAGCGGCGACCUCACCUGCGGGGUCUGCGCCCUGGAGCUAGGGAGCACCGAGGUGCUGCUGGACCACCUCAAGGCCCACGCCGAGGAGAAGCCGCCCAGCGGCACCAAGGAGAAGAAGCACCAGUGUGACCACUGCGAGAGAUGCUUCUACACCCGGAAGGACGUGCGGCGCCACCUGGUGGUCCACACAGGCUGCAAGGACUUCCUGUGCCAGUUUUGUGCCCAGAGGUUCGGGCGCAAAGACCACCUCACACGACAUACCAAGAAGACGCACUCACAGGAGCUGAUGAAAGAGAGUCUGCAGGCCGGAGACCUUCUGAGCACCUUCCACUCCAUCUCUCCCCAGUUUCAGCUGAAGGCCGCCCCGCUGUCCCCCUUCCCCCUGGGAGCCCCCGUGCAGAACGGGCUCGCCGGCGGCCUCCCGGCCGAGGUGCACGGCCACGCCCACACCCCCUCGGAUCAGACCCCCCAGCCUGUGCCAGCAAUGCCGGAGCCCCUAGCCCCCCUGCACCCCGUCACCUCUCCCAGCUCUCCCCCCGCCCCCCUGCAGAAUCAUAAGUACAACACCAGUUCUACCUCAUACUCCCCACUGGCAAGCCUGCCCCUCAAAGCAGAUACUAAAGGAUUCUGCAACAUCAGUUUGCUGGAGGACUUGCCCCUGCAAGAGCCUCAGUCACCUCACAAGCUCAGCCCGGGCUUCGAUAUGGCCAAGGGAGGCGUGGGCAAAGUCAGCCUGCCCAAGGAGCUCCCUGCAGACGCUGUGAACCUCACGAUACCUGCCUCUUUGGACAUCUCCCCCCUGUUGGGCUUCUGGCAGCUGCCCCCGCCUGCUACCCAAAAUGCCUUUGGGAAUAGCGCACUGGCCCUGGGGCCUGGGGAGUCUCUGCCCCACCGGUUAGGCUGCCUGGGGCAGCAGCAACAAGACCCCUCACUAGCCAUGAGCACUAUGAGCCUGGGCCAGCUCCCCCUGCCCCCCAUCCCCCACGUUUUCCCAGCUGGCACCGGCUCAGCUAUCCUGCCUCAUUUCCACCACGCGUUCAGAUGACUGCUUUUUAAGGCAAACUUUUCUUCUGCUCGAAGAUGUUUUACGGAGCAUUUUAAACAUCAGUUAUGAUACGAGGAAAGAUUUGGAAAGCAGGACUGGAAAUACGGCGAAUUCAGUGAUGACUGGCUUGAGAUAGAGAGUUCUCGAACUGCAUGUAUUGUGCCAAUUGUCCUGAGUGUUCAUGCUUUGUACCAAAUUUAAUGAGCAAGUAUUCUUUCAUGAAACUGCAACUAUUGUCAUAACCGACAUCCAAACGAGGGCUGCUAUAUAUAGGUGUUCGUCAAAUUGAACUUAAUCGUAAGCCAUGAUCAUCAUAAUGUUAACUAAUUUUAUGUGGCACUGCCUAGUAAGGGAACUAUGGGAAGGUUUGGAUUUCUCCAACAUGGGAGAAUUUUUAAAAUAUAAAAAUAACCUUUAUAUUGCAUAUUAUAACUAGGCUGUGUAUUUCUUUUCAGGGAUUUUUCUACCUUCAGGGUUGGAUGUAGUUUAGUUACUAUUGCCAUAGCCAACCUGUAGUUCUACAGAAACAAUUUCUUGUGGAAUAACAGACGUCUCCAUUUAAAAAAAAAACAUUUUAAAUGUAGUUUGAAUAUUUUCCACAAGAUGCUACAAUGUGAGUUAUCACUUCAUUACUCUUAAAAGACUAAAUAAACUGGUUGUCAGUUAUAUCUGACAGAAAAAAAAUCACUGUGUAACCAGGUUAAGUGGUAAAAUAAUCCAGGCGUCAGUCAAAAAAAAGCAUUUUGCUGACUUUAAUAUUGAUUAUAUUUUUAACAGGAAUUUAAGAAAAUAUUACUGGAAUUUUAAAAUAUAUAUAUAUAUUAAACAAGAAUUUUCUUUGCUCUGGCUUAAAAUACUACUCUGCUUAAGUAUUAUUUUUAAUCACCAGUAAAUGCAUUUAAAUUCAUCAUUUACAUCAAUAUUAGUUUUAUUCAAAAGGAUAACAUUUGCAAUGUAACUAUAAUCUAUGUCUUGAAUUUGGUAUCUAAUGAGUUUAAGAAUAUAAAACCUAACCUUUUUUUAAAGCUCAUUUGUCUUUUGUGUUUAGAGGCUUUCUAUAUGAAGAUAUAUCUUACAUAUAAUAAACUCUACAAAUCCUGCAUA